Messenger RNA from Fundulus heteroclitus (mummichog), 530 nucleotides. RefSeq names its product calsequestrin-1-like. Lineage: Eukaryota; Metazoa; Chordata; Actinopteri; Cyprinodontiformes; Fundulidae. Gene Ontology annotation, cellular component: sarcoplasmic reticulum lumen. Gene Ontology annotation, molecular function: calcium ion binding. Gene Ontology annotation, biological process: regulation of skeletal muscle contraction by regulation of release of sequestered calcium ion. The record is from RefSeq and is a predicted model, not a curated record.
UAUAAAGACGGUAUCAAUGUCAGACCUUCUCUUCUUCAGCUAUUGGGGACAGAAAGCAGACGUACUCUCCCAUUAGGGGACAGUAUAAACCGAUUUAAGCGCAUUCUUGUCCCCUUAAUACCCUUAUUUAAAAAGUGUUGAGUAAUUUGCGUUGCUAAAACUUGCCAUGAAGUGGGGCUGGGUGUUUUUGGGGCUAUUCCUCCCUUUGGGGACUCUGUCUUUCGGGGAGAAGGGCUUGGAGAUCCCCGAGUAUGACGGCAAAGACCGCGUCCACACCCUGACUGCCAAGAACUACAAGUCCAUCAUGAAGACGUACGACGUGAUGGUGAUCUACUACCACAAAAAUGUGGAUGGGAAUCGAAGUGCCACGAAGCAGCUUCAGAUAGAGGAGCUGGCUUUGGAGUUGAUCACAAGUGAAGCAGCAAUAAUCUUUCAGCUUGCGGCCCAAGUUCUGGAUGAGUUCGACGAUGAGGACAUCGGAUUUGGCCUGGUGGAUGAAAAGAAGGCCUCUGCUGUUGCCAAGAAGCUAG